AUUUCAGAUUUAUUUUCAACUUAUAUUUUGUUUCAGAUUUCUUGCUACUGGAGAAUCAUUCCGUUCUUUGGCGUUUCAAUAUAGGGUAUCUCAUUCAUGUAUUUCUCAUAUAGUGAGGCAAGUUUCACAAAGUAUUGUGAAGGAUAUGCUAGACGUUUUACCACAACUAACAGAAGAUUUCAUGCGGAUAACUGCAAACAAAUUUAUGGCACUGUGGAAUUUUCCCAACUGUGUGGGAGCCAUAGACGGCAAACACAUACGAAAAAAAUCACCUAAUAACAGUGGAUCCUUGUUUUUUAAUUAUAAGGAGUAUUAUUCGAUGGUUUUGUUGGCGAUUGUCGAUGCAGAUUGCAAAUUUCUGGCAGUAGAUGUUGGGUCACAUGGCAGGGAGGGGGAUGCAGGAAUUUAUUUAAAAAGCAACAUUGGUCGCAGAAUACAAAAUAUUGAAUUCAAAUUCCCAGCGCCUCACCCUCUUCCUGAAUCAACAGAAGCUGUGCCUUGUAGUGUUGUUCCGAUACGACCUUGUACUCGAUACCUGUACUCUUUAAAAAUAUUGAAGAAAAGUAUCGAUGCCACAAAUGUAUCGGAGAGAAGUACUCGAUACUUACUCAUAUCGAACUCAUUGUAAGUACUUAUGUCAUGUGAAGAAAAACGGAAUCGGUUCGAGUACUCUCCGACCAAAACAUACCGAAAAAGUAGCCACAAGCAGUGUUGCCAGAACUUUUUCGAUGAACCGGCUAAAUUGGCAAAUAAAACCGGCU
This is a messenger RNA of Rhagoletis pomonella (apple maggot), 761 nucleotides long. RefSeq lists its product as uncharacterized. The record is from RefSeq and is a predicted model, not a curated record. NCBI's taxonomy places the organism in Eukaryota, Metazoa, Arthropoda, Insecta, Diptera, Tephritidae. Bases 146 to 628 code for a protein of 160 amino acids. The transcript has 2 exons.